CUCUGGGGGUCACUGUGUUUUUCCCUUAUUUCAGAAUGGGUACUAAAUUUAAGAUCGUUAAAAAUUAGUUACCAAAUUCCAUUAGUAUUUCUCAGGGAGGUGACUGAGGCCGAAACGCACGAAUUAGCUGCGUUUUAUCUGACGUGGCUCGCCUGAAUUGGUACCCAGUCAGCCAUCCUCCACGUCCCCACUCAAAGCUUGCCACCUGGAGCCACAUCACCUUCAGCCAAACCCAUAUUGCAACGGUAAUAAUUAAACGGGUCAUUUUUUUUAACAAAUACCAUUUACUUUCUUCAACAAAUCCCAUUUCCCCCAUUAACGUUUCUCUUCUCUUCUUCCCUGAGCUCAACGAAACCCUUUUCUCAUCUGAAACCCCUAACCUAAACCGCUGCAAAUCUAAAAGCCCUAAUUUGUUUUCUUUUCAAUUGAAUUGUAAAAGCUGAAAUGGAGUACAAAAUCUCAAUUCCCAAUUGUGAUUGUAAUCAACCGGCUGUUUUAAGAACAUCGUGGACUGAGACUAACCCAGGAAGGCGUUUUUUUGGGUGUUAUGCCUACCAGUCUGUAGAUGGCUGUGAUUUCUUCUAUUGGUUGGAUCCACCCUUGUCUCAUAAUGCUAAAGCUGUCAAACUUGGGUUGCUGAGGAAGUUGGAGAAGGAUGCGGAUGCAAAAAACAAGAAGAUGAAGAACUCAAGCUGCUGCUGUGGUCUGAAAUAUUUGAUGGUUUUUGUGCUUGCAUUUUGGCUUGGUAGAUGCAGCUGCAAUUAGGUUUCUGAUGGUGUAUUAGGCUGAAGUUGUUAGAUUGAUUGUGUAUUAGGAUGAGGUUGUUAGGUUGAUUUUGUAAUUGUCUGAACUUGUGUUAGUUGAUGUAGUUUAUGAUGUAUUAAGCAAAUUCAAGUUGUUUGAUCUGUGUUAAUGAAUAUUUUGCA
Mercurialis annua (annual mercury) is the source of this 926-nucleotide messenger RNA. RefSeq lists its product as uncharacterized. Lineage: Eukaryota; Viridiplantae; Streptophyta; Magnoliopsida; Malpighiales; Euphorbiaceae. Gene Ontology annotation, molecular function: zinc ion binding. The transcript has 2 exons. The record is from RefSeq and is a predicted model, not a curated record. The coding region runs from base 445 to 765 and encodes 106 amino acids.